AUGCCUUUCAAGUCCACUCAGCCAGAUAUCCCGCUGCCGACAGAUGUCACGAUCUGGGACUGGCUAUUUGAUUCUCCCUCCUCUUCGCUCAAAAAGCAUCCGUCCUCAGCACUGCGUGGCUACAGUAAUGGCAUCACAGGCGAGCGGAUCAACUACGCUCAGGUUCAAGAGGCGACGACCUACCUCUCGACGGCGUUGGUCAAACGAUAUGGACUGAAAGAGGGGGAAGCAGUGGCAUUGUUCAGCCCUAACAAUAUCUGGUAUCCAGUAGCUAUGCUAGGAACCCUGAGAGCUGGUGGGGUUGUCUCUGGGGCGUCGCCGGCCUACAACAUCGAAGAGAUGACAUACGCACUUAACAAGGCCGGUGCUAGGUUCCUUAUGACCGUACCUGCGUCAAUGGACGUUGCUGCCGCAGCAGCAAAGAGCGCUGGGAUUCCCAAGGAGCGGGUGUUUCUUCUUGAAGGCGAGCUAGAGGGUUUCACGGCCAUGCAGACACUUUUGGAUAUUGGAAGAUCAUAUGCGGAAAACGGCCAGAUUCCGAGCUUCAAGAUUCCCGAAGGCAAGGAAAGUAAGGACGUUUGUGCUUUUUUGAGCUUCAGCUCUGGCACGACUGGGUUGCCGAAGGCUGUGAUGAUAGCUCAUCAGAACGUGAUCGCACAGGUCUUGCAGGUACAAAUGAUUACACCACCCAACCUGCAGAAGAUUUUGGCUGUACUUCCUGUCUUUCACAUCACUGGCCUGGUCCACGCCCUUCACCUCCCUAUCUCCAUCAAUGCUGAAGUAUACAUGCUUCCAGCUUUCACAAUGAAGGACUUGCUAGAUACAGUGGUCAAACACCAGCUCCGAGAAUUGCUCCUCGUACCGCCCAUUCUAAUCAGACUUGUUCGCGACCCACUCGUCGAUAAGUACGACUUAUCUUGCUUACGCCGAUUCUCUACUGGUGCUGCUCCUCUAUCGGAAGAGAUACUCCACCUUCUCAAGAAGAAGUUCCCACAGACUGAGUUCAAGCAAGAGAAGUAUGAUUACAGGUACGGUCACACUGUGGGAACAAUCUGCGCAAGCACAGAAAUCAAAGUAAUUGAUCUAUAUGGCAAUGAGCUUGGUCUCAAUCAACCCGGAGAGAUUCUGACUAGGGGUCCCCAAAUCACGAUGGGAUACCUCAACAAUCCCAAAGCCACAGCUGAGACUUUCGACAAAGACGGCUGGCUACAUACCGGAGAUCAAGGCAUCAUCGACGAGGAGGGCAUGCUAACCAUCACCGACCGCAUAAAGGAAUUAAUCAAGGUUAAAGGCAUUGUGGAAGACGCUGCUGUAAUGAGCGUGCCAGACGACUAUACCGGCGAGAGACCGAAGGCUUACGUUGUCCCAAAAGAUGAAUUCGAAGGCAGCCAAGAAUUUGGACAGGAAUUGAUUAAAUAUGUGCAAGAGAGAAAGUCGAGGACUAAGUGGAUCACUGAACUGGAGUUUGUUGGAAUCAUACCGAAAUCUGCUAGUGGGAAAAUCCUCAGGAGGAUGUUGAGAGAUCAAGCCAAGGCAGACAAGAGCACGAAGCUCAAAGACGAUGUCAAGGAAAAGGCGAAAUUGUAG
Messenger RNA from Letharia lupina, 1587 nucleotides. RefSeq lists its product as uncharacterized. Gene Ontology annotation, molecular function: CoA-ligase activity. The transcript has 9 exons. The coding region runs from base 1 to 1587 and encodes 528 amino acids. NCBI's taxonomy places the organism in Eukaryota, Fungi, Ascomycota, Lecanoromycetes, Lecanorales, Parmeliaceae. The record is from RefSeq and is a predicted model, not a curated record.